Molecule: messenger RNA, 1791 nt
Organism: Paramacrobiotus metropolitanus
Lineage: Eukaryota; Metazoa; Tardigrada; Eutardigrada; Parachela; Macrobiotidae
Product: transducin beta-like protein 2
Exons: 7
Coding region: 143-1582 (479 amino acids)
Biological process (GO): endoplasmic reticulum unfolded protein response
Cellular component (GO): endoplasmic reticulum
Molecular function (GO): protein binding
Source: RefSeq, a predicted model, not a curated record
GUUGUUGUAUUUUUUACAUUUUCGAAGCAGUGCUUUUUACCAUUAGUUUUCUUACAGUGCCUUCAUACUUCAUAAUCAUUGUCACUACAUUCCUGUGCAUGAUAAUUAAAAUUUUGCGGACUGGCGUGUGGACUGGCGAAGAAUGGCUGAUUCACAGGCGUCUUCUUUGUUGAGCUGGAGCAGCAUCACGACGCUGUCCAUCACGCUGCUCUUCGGGGGAGUACUGAUCUACAUCUUCCGGCUGAUCUUCGGGAAGAAGACUGAUGCGGAGACAGCCUCCGCGGACGCGACAGUUGCUGAUCGCGGCGCUGCAGAGAAAGCGAAGGCAGCGAAGGAAACGGGCAAGAGCAAGAGCGCGCGCGCCGUCCCCAGCAAGGACGCCGCGGCCGGGAAGGGGACCGCCGAGAAGUACCGCCAUCCGCUGCUGGUGGCCAGCCUCAAGGGCCACAGCGCCGACAUCUGCGACGGGCAUUUCAACGCGUCCGGCAAGUACCUCGUCACGUCCGCCGAAGACCGCUCGCUGAUUUUAUGGACCUGCAGUGACUUCCUCACCGAUGAUCCCGCAAAAGAACCACGGAGCAAGCGCGUCAACUUGGAGCUGGACCAUGCGUCGUUAAUCCGCUUCAGUCCCGACAGCAAAGCCGUGAUCGGGCGGAUGCACAACGCCGAUGUGGUGCGCGUGUUCAAGCUGACGAAGAACGCCGACGGGCAGUGGUCAGCGCCGCAAGCCCUGCACGACGUCACCAACCAGGCGGCGCACGCCAACGGCGAGAUCCGCUGCAUGGACAUCCAGUGCAACGGCAAGUUCAUCAUGACGGCCCACGACAACGCCGCCAUCCACCUCUGGCCCAUCAAGGGCGGCGCGCCGCUGGCCUCCGUCGUCACCAACCUCGGCGUGCUGCACUCGGCGCAGAUCUCGCCCUGUGGCCGCUUCAUCGCCGCAUCCGGUUUCACGCCGGAAGUGCGCGUGUGGGCCAUCGUGGCGGACAAAUCCAGCGGCGACGUGCAGUCCGUGGAGAAGGCCUUCGAGCUGACGGGGCACAGCGCGGCCAUCCCGGCCUUCGCCUUCUCGGGCGACUCCACCCACAUGCUCUCCGUCAGCAAGGACAAGUCCUUCCGCCUCUUCGACGUCAACGUCGACUACAAGAAGCGCCAGUCGCCGCGCCUCAUCCAGCACGCGUCCUGGACCGCCGCCGCCGUGGACGACAAGCGGCCGCUGCACUGCGCCCUGACCAACGACUCGCGCUGCGUCGUCAUCGCCUACCGAGCGGACCUCUUGAUUUUAUCGGGUGUGGACGGGACGGUGCGGUGUCGCAUCGACAACUGCCUGGCGUUGACGCCCGGGGGCGGCAGCGUCGACGUGGGCCGGCUGCUGCUGGAUCCGACGUCGGGCUUCGUGCUGGUCAUUGGCGGACGCGUGGUGCGGGUGUUCCGCAAUCUGGUCGGGCUGGAGGUGGCCGUGGAGGCGCUGAAGGAGAGCUUGAAGUUCGCCUCGCAGGAUUCGGUGCGCAGUCGCAUUCAGGGUCAGAUGGAGGCCGCGGAGACGGCGCUGCAAGCAUGUCGAAAGAAAUUCACCUUGUAACGGAUUUUUAUCGUCCAGUUUUUUAUUUCGUUUUGUUUUUGUUGAUUCGCUGUUUUUUUUAACGACGAGAAUGCUUUGAUAAUUAUCUGUCGCGAAUGUCCGUCCAUUCUGUGGUAAACAGUUAAAAAUAGAAAGAAAUGAAACUCUGAAAAAUUAAGAAAAUCUGACAGCUUCGAAUAAAGUCAAUUAAAUUUACUUAAAUUGAAAAA